Pteropus alecto (black flying fox) is the source of this 2020-nucleotide messenger RNA. It is a transcript of the gene PRSS42, whose product is annotated as serine protease 42. The transcript is spliced from 7 exons. Gene Ontology annotation, molecular function: serine-type endopeptidase activity. The record is from RefSeq and is a predicted model, not a curated record. The coding region runs from base 1024 to 1887 and encodes 287 amino acids. Lineage: Eukaryota; Metazoa; Chordata; Mammalia; Chiroptera; Pteropodidae. Gene Ontology annotation, biological process: proteolysis.
CCCUGGCCAGGCCCUGCCCACACUUGUUCCUCUCGGAACAAACACCCUAGUUUCUACUGGGAAAGCAGCAGGGGCCUGACCACCGCCUGGUUUUAAUCAGGAGCUGGUAUUUCCCCGAAAUCGCGGGCCGGUGGCUGACCUCACGGGGAUGACGGGUGGCCCUGAGCCAGGGGGCGGGAGCCGGCUCCCGAGUGAGCCCCUGACGCCUGGCCUUGCGGAGAAGUCGGCAGAGAGGAGGGGCUUUGGUUUCUAGUUCCAGCUCAGCUGCUGGCUCAUCCAAAAAUCUGUCCAUCUGUCUAUCUGCUCUGUUGUGUGUCCUGGGCCCCGUCUCAGCCCCGCCCUGGGCUCCCUUUACCCCCGCCUCGUGUGAUUCGGGCAAACCGUUCAACCUCUCGCUUCUCACUUCCUCCACCGGGGGAUGGGGCUGCUGUGGGAUUAGAGGGGGGACCAGCAAGGGAGAGCAGGCGGACCCCAGGAACAGUGAUUUCCAGAGGGCAGGAAGAGGGGACUCUCUCAGCUGAGAGGCCAGGCAUCAGGCCUGGGCUUCCUGGGGCAGGCUUGGGAGGUGGGAGAUGAAGCAGGCAGGUAGCCGGGCGGUGGACGUGUCCAGAGGCUGGAAGAUUUCGCCGGUCUGCUCUGGGACCUGCACUUUACAGAUGCAGAGGCCCCUCUGGAAAGAAACACUAGCAGGGAAUGAAUACUUUUUUGAGCACCGCCUGUGCCAGGCAAUUCUCUAAGCACUUAGAGAUAUGUUCCAGGUGCUGGGAAUACGGCAGUGACAAGACAGACAAAAACCCUGCCCACAUAAAGUUUGCAUACGGAAGGGCGAGACAGCCAAUACACAUGGCGAGGGGAGCGGGCAUGCUGUUGGAAACUUCUUGAGAAGAAUGAGGAGGCCUCGUCUCCUGCGGUCAUGGCAAAACCUUUCCUGAUCUCACUGGCUGGUACUGGGUCACCCGCUAUUCCUGACUGAACAGUUAUUACUUUGGAUGGGAUAAUGGUGAAUAUCUCUACAGUUGGGCAAUGGAGUGGUUUCACCUCUCAGAGACCUGUGGGCACCCAAUGGAGACAGUGUGUGGCCGAGUGCUCAUAAAGAUCGUGGGAGGAGAGGACGUGAAAGACGGAGAGUGGCCCUGGCAGGUGAGCUUGAGGGUCAGUGGCAGACAUGUCUGCGGAGGCUCCCUCAUCACGCAGCAGUGGGUGCUGACCGCUGCCCACUGCAUUUUAAGCCGCUUCCACUACAGUGUCAAGAUGGGAGAUCGGAAUGUCUAUGAGGAAGUCACGAGCGUGGUGGUUCCUGUCCAAAAAAUCAUCAUCCACCCUAUGUUCUCAUCAUUUGGAGUCACUCGACAUGACCUCGCCCUUCUCUGGCUUCUCUACCCUGUAAAUUUCACGGUGACCAUCCAGCCUAUCUGCAUCCCUGAGGAAACCUUCAAGGUGCAAGCUGAGACCAGGUGCUGGGUGACCGGAUGGGGCAGAAAAGAAGAAUUUGGUGAACUUAUUUCGUAUAUUCUCCAGAAGGUGGACCAGAAUGUUAUCUUCUAUGAAAAAUGUAAUGAGAUUCUCCAGAAGACCCUGUUAGCAAAAAAUAAGGUGGUGCUGGAAGGGAUGAUCUGUGGCUAUAAAGGGAGAGGAAAAGAUUCUUGUCAGGGAGAUUCUGGGGGCCCCAUGGUCUGUGAGUUUAAUGAUACAUGGGUCCAGAUGGGGAUUGUGAGCUGGGGCGUCGGCUGCGGCCAUAACAACAUUCCUGGAGUUUAUACGGAUGUUGCCUUCUAUAGUAAGUGGAUAGUCGCAGUGGUGAACCAGGCCACCUCCCUGUAUCCAGCGGUGUUCCUCCUCCUGCCCCCGUGUCUGGGGCUGUCCCUGAGCAUCCUGGUGGCUCCCUGACCGCCGCGGCCCUCUCCCCUCCUGUUUCUGAGCCUUGCGCUGGGCCUCUCCUCCCACCUCCCACCCCUUCUCACUGCCCUGCCCUCACGUUCCGGUGGGGGCUCGCUGACCCUGUGGAGACCACACGCUAGAG